Molecule: messenger RNA, 899 nt
Organism: Neodiprion fabricii
Lineage: Eukaryota; Metazoa; Arthropoda; Insecta; Hymenoptera; Diprionidae
Product: ADP-ribosylation factor-like protein 16
Exons: 3
Coding region: 258-785 (175 amino acids)
Molecular function (GO): GTPase activity; GTP binding
Source: RefSeq, a predicted model, not a curated record
AAGGAUUAAAAAAAAAAUAAAAAUAUUUGAUACACAGACAUGAUUAGGGAGAGUCAGCAAGCGUUGCCGUUCGCCAGGGAACGAGUACCAAGGAAUCGAGUACUCUAGACCAUAAAAAAUCCAUGAUUCCCAUCCGAUCUGUUAAAUUUGGAUUAAAAGAAAAGGCACUUCAUCGCCCUGGCAACAGCAAGGCAUUUUAAUGAUCCAACAAUUGGCUAUAGGCACUUCACCUCACUUCACCUUUGUCGCUGAGCGCAAUGUAUCUCUGCCUGGGUCCUGAGAGGUCAGGGAAAACUCUUCUGAUGAAAUCCUUGCAAGGAGAGGACAUCGAUGAGGCAACGCAAACUGUACCAACCAACGGUACUAACAUGUUUACAAUCCGCAACGAUGACGGUCAUUUUGAGGCAGUGAUCAGAGAACUUGGCGGAAGCAUGGCGCCGAUAUGGAAACACUAUUUCACCAGGGUACGCAAGAUUAUCUACGUCGUCGACACAAGUAACCUCUGUCAGAUUAGUGCGGCUGGAGUGUUGCUCUAUUCGCUGUUAGUCGAGCCGUCAUUAAAAAAUGUGAAAAUUGCCUUGGUUCUUGCUAAAAUGGAUCUCUCUUAUCGGCAAAUGAGGAACGAGGCGCUUCUUAUGCUCCAACUGACCAGAUUACGGAAAGAAAUCACUCAGGAGAUCACGGUCUUUGAGACAAGCGCGAUGACUGGGGAAGGAAUUGAGAAGCUAAGACAGUGGAUAUUUGACCCUGACACAAUCAAGGCUGCGAUUGCUGCCAACAUGUAGAGAGAAGUAUACCGAACAAGGAACGAGAGGAAAGAAAUAGUACACAAAAAACAAGUAAACGUAGAUAUAGAAAAACAAAAAACGUCGAUUAAAAAUAAAUUACAUGUUUAUUCA